AUGCCUUCAGCUAGAAGAGUACGUCUCCUCAUGAUGGUAGUGCUAGCCGCUGUUAUCACCACCUUAUUCUUCACAUCCCAGAUGCGGUCGGCAAUUCCCCACGACAACCGGACAGUACAUGAUUUCUUUGGCAAGACUAUGAAUGGCCUAGGACCCCAAAAGGGUCCUGGACAAGUUGUGAUGAGCGGCAAAGGAACGACCGUUGAUUCUACAGUAAAAGACAAGGAUGGGGAUGGAUCUGUCGACGAAGAUGACGAGCAGUUGGCAAAGGAGAUGGCUGAUCGGUUACGUGCUGCCGAGCAGAAGGCCAAGGAUUUAGCUAAUGCUAAGGCACCACUAAAACCAGAUACUCCGAGUAAGGUCAUUGGUAUAGGGAGUUCGGCUGGGGGGCAGAAGAAAGGCGCUUCCCAGGGGAGCUCAAAGGAGACAGGCGAGGAGAGCGAAGAGUCAGAGGAAGAUCGCGAAGUCGAAGCGACUCUUAAUAAUUUACUCAAAAAGUCAUCUGUUGUUAUUUUCUCAAAAUCGUUCUGCCCGUAUUCUAAAAGGGCAAAGGGUGUCCUUCUCGAGAAAUAUUCUAUUGACCCCGCGCCUUACGUUGUCGAACUAGACGAGCAUCCCCUAGGCAAGCAGCUACAGGCCAAAUUAGGUAUCAAGACGGGACGUAAGACAGUGCCCAAUAUCAUGAUCAAUGGCAAGAGUGUUGGGGGUAGUGACGAAAUUGCCGAGCUAGACUCGAGAAAAACCCUCAUUGACAAGUUUAAGUCUAUGGGAGGGAAGCAGUUAUCUAUGAAGGAGCGAUUCGUCGGGAACACCAAAGAGAAGCAGGAGUAA
Daldinia childiae is the source of this 831-nucleotide messenger RNA. Its product is annotated as Monothiol glutaredoxin-7. Bases 1 to 831 code for a protein of 276 amino acids. Gene Ontology annotation, biological process: cellular response to oxidative stress. The transcript is spliced from 2 exons. The record is from RefSeq and is a predicted model, not a curated record. Gene Ontology annotation, molecular function: glutathione disulfide oxidoreductase activity. Lineage: Eukaryota; Fungi; Ascomycota; Sordariomycetes; Xylariales; Hypoxylaceae. Gene Ontology annotation, cellular component: cytoplasm; cis-Golgi network; fungal-type vacuole.